This is a messenger RNA of Neoarius graeffei (lesser salmon catfish), 2030 nucleotides long. It is a transcript of the gene arih1, whose product is annotated as ariadne ubiquitin-conjugating enzyme E2 binding protein homolog 1 (Drosophila). NCBI's taxonomy places the organism in Eukaryota, Metazoa, Chordata, Actinopteri, Siluriformes, Ariidae. The record is from RefSeq and is a predicted model, not a curated record. Bases 221 to 1801 code for a protein of 526 amino acids. Gene Ontology annotation, cellular component: cytoplasm; nucleus; ubiquitin ligase complex. Gene Ontology annotation, molecular function: ubiquitin conjugating enzyme binding; zinc ion binding; ubiquitin protein ligase activity. The transcript is spliced from 14 exons. Gene Ontology annotation, biological process: ubiquitin-dependent protein catabolic process; protein polyubiquitination; positive regulation of proteasomal ubiquitin-dependent protein catabolic process.
AUGACGCUGUACGUCUCUUUGUUGGCUCGGCAGCAGCGUCCGAUCUGUUGUUAUUUUCUCUGCAGUUAAAAACAAAACAAAAACCAACAGAACUGCUAAGAGGUUAAAGCGGUUCACCUUCUCAGGUUUUUCUUUUCUUUCUUUUAUUUUUUUAAACCGCCGCUUAUAAUCAGAUACACGAAUAUACCCUGGCUUGUCACGACCGAGCGGAGAUCUAGUAAUGGACUCGGACGAGGGUUAUAAUUAUGAAUACGACGAUGAGGAAGAGGAGUGCAGCGAGGACAGCGCUGAAGAAGAAGCCGAGGACGACACCCUGGAGCUCGGGGAUGUGGAGCUGGUCGAUCCUGUGGUAGCCGGUGGCGACCGAGACGACUGCGGAGAGAACGGCGGCGGCCUCGGCCCGGGACAAGACGAGGAGGACUACCGUUUUGAAGUUCUCACCGCCGAGCAGAUCCUCCAGCAUAUGAUCGAGUGCAUCAGGGAGGUCAACGAGGUCAUCCAGAAUCCUGCAACAAUCACAAGAAUACUGCUUAGUCAUUUCAACUGGGACAAGGAAAAGCUUAUGGAAAGGUACUUUGAUGGUAACUUGGAUAAGCUGUUUUCCGAGUGUCAUGUCAUAAACCCUAGUAAAAAAUCCAGGACACGCCUCAUGAAUACACGCUCAUCAGCUCAGGAUAUGCCAUGUCAGAUCUGCUAUCUCAACUAUCCUAAUUCGUACUUCACUGGUUUGGAAUGUGGCCACAAGUUCUGCAUGCAGUGCUGGGGUGACUAUUUAACCACCAAAAUCAUAGAAGAAGGAAUGGGCCAGACCAUUUCCUGUCCUGCACAUAGUUGUGAUAUCCUGGUUGAUGACAACACUGUUAUGCGAUUGAUAACAGAUUCAAAAGUGAAGCUGAAGUACCAACAUUUAAUAACCAAUAGUUUUGUAGAGUGCAAUCGACUGUUAAAAUGGUGUCCAGCUCCUGACUGCCAUCAUGUAGUUAAAGUCCAGUACCCUGAUGCCAAACCUGUUCGCUGCAAGUGUGGCCGGCAAUUCUGCUUCAACUGUGGAGAGAACUGGCAUGACCCAGUAAAGUGUAAGUGGUUGAGAAAAUGGAUCAAAAAGUGUGACGACGACAGUGAAACAUCCAAUUGGAUUGCAGCAAAUACUAAGGAGUGUCCUAAAUGCCAUGUGACCAUAGAGAAGGAUGGCGGCUGUAACCACAUGGUGUGUCGGAACCAGAAUUGCAAAGCAGAGUUCUGCUGGGUCUGCUUAGGCCCAUGGGAACCCCAUGGAUCAGCCUGGUACAAUUGCAAUCGCUACAAUGAAGAUGAUGCCAAGGCAGCUAGGGAUGCACAGGAGCGCUCCAGAGCAGCCUUGCAGAGGUACCUAUUUUACUGCAACCGCUACAUGAACCACAUGCAGAGUCUGCGCUUCGAGCACAAGCUGUACGCGCAGGUCAAGCAGAAAAUGGAGGAGAUGCAGCAGCAUAACAUGUCAUGGAUUGAGGUGCAGUUCCUGAAGAAGGCUGUGGACGUGCUGUGCCAGUGCCGCUCCACACUCAUGUUCACCUACGUCUUUGCCUUCUACCUCAAGAAGAACAACCAGUCCAUUAUUUUUGAGAACAACCAGGCUGAUCUAGAGAAUGCCACCGAGGUGUUGUCUGGAUACCUAGAGCGAGACAUUUCCCAAGAUUCACUGCAGGACAUUAAGCAGAAAGUACAAGACAAAUACAGAUACUGUGAGAGCCGACGGAGAGUUCUGCUGCAGCAUGUGCACGAAGGCUAUGAAAAAGACCUAUGGGAGUACAUCGAGGAUUGAGACAGCAUCUUCUUACUACAGACUCUUGGAGAGCGUCUCCACCAAGUAGAGCGCUGAUGCAACUGAACCAGGGCAGCACAAGCCUCAACCUGCUGCCCUAUUCCCUUCCACCGUCCCACCCACCUUGUUCUCCCCUGUGGCUUUUCAGUUUUCAUACUGAAAGUAAAUUGUAUUUAAAUGGCAAAGGAAUUAUUCUAAAUAAAAUAAUUGUGUACAUCAGUAUUGUUAA